Molecule: messenger RNA, 1946 nt
Organism: Schistocerca cancellata (South American locust)
Lineage: Eukaryota; Metazoa; Arthropoda; Insecta; Orthoptera; Acrididae
Product: serpin B6-like
Exons: 1
Coding region: 235-1800 (521 amino acids)
Molecular function (GO): serine-type endopeptidase inhibitor activity
Source: RefSeq, a predicted model, not a curated record
GGACCCGCGGCCGAAGCACGCCACGAGCGCGCGCGCACGCCUAUAUCUGUCGUCACUCGCGCGCCGCUCGCCCAUUCAUCGCUCAGCCGCCGCUCCAGCCUGAGCUACGACACGAGCUGACGCACCGCUCGCGCGAGGAAAUGGCUGUUUGUUGAAUACGACCUAACGGACACACGUAGAUCCCGCUGUCUAGUGAUCGCGACUGGUAUUUUCGAAGUGCGGAAAAAUAGCGACAUGGGUCGAACCGGAAGUAGCGCCGUGCUGUUUGCGCUAGCGUGGUGCGCGGUGGCCGCCAAUUCGAUUUACUUCCCGCAGCAGUCGGAGGCGGAGGAGCAGGUGAGGACGGUAGGCGAGCCGCUAGCGCUGGAGGCGGAGCCUCCGACCAACGGGACGCAGCCGGGGCAGGCGAUCCAGUUCUCGGAGGAGGACGGCGAGCCGGACGUGUUCGUGCCGGCGGCCAGCCUGUGGCUGUCGCAGCUGGACAACAUCAUCGCGCGCGGCGUGCUGCAGUUCGCCGUCGACCUGGACAGGACGCUGUGGGCGGCGGGGGGCGGCCGCGGCGCCGCCUCCGGCGCCGGCGCCGUCUUCUCGCCGCUGAGCGUCGUGGGCGCGCUGGCGCUGGUGCUGCUGGGCGCGGGCGGGCGCACGCACACCGAGGUGGCGACGCUGCUCGGGCUGACGACCGGCGUCGACCUGUCCGGAGCGCGCGCCGACCUCUUCCACGAGCACUUCGGCCGGCAGCUGUCGCGCCUCGUAGCCCGGCCCGGGGUCGACACCAGCACCGAGGUCGCCCUCGCCAGCGCCAUCUUCCUGCAGCGCGACUUCCCGCUGCUGCGCCAGUUCGUCGCCUACGCCCGGGAGGUCUACCGCAGCGAGGUGCUCAACCUCGACUUCCGGCUGCAGCCGACGCUCGCGCAGAAGGCCAUCAACGACUGGGUGGAGAACAAGACCCGCUGCAAGAUCCGCGACUUCCUGCCCUUCCCGCCGCUGCCGGAGACGCGCAUCAUCAUCGGGAGCGCCAUAUACUUCAACGGCGCCUGGCAGGUCCCCUUCCCUCUCACGCACAGCAUGAAGCGCCCCUUCUACGUCACCGGCGGCUACAAAGGGGUCGUGACGCCGCAGGACGAGGUGCUGGAGGUGACCCUGAUGACCAACGCUGCCGACCUGCCCUACGCGACCGAUUCGAGUCUCGGCUGUAGCAUUCUGGGGUUGCCCUACCGCGGAGGUGAGGCGGUGAUGUACCUGGUACUGCCCGACAAGAUGGGCUACCAGGCACUGCGGGAACUGGAGGACAGGCUGGACGCGCCGACUCUCGAACACCUCAUAGCGUCGACCAACACAACGCCCGUCAUCCUCGCAGUGCCCAGAAUGAGUCUGGAAGCGAGCACCAGUUUGAAGGACCACCUGGAGACCAUGGGAGUGAAGACCUUGUUCGACCAGCACGCGGCCAACCUCAGCGGGUUGUCACCGGGCAUUAGGGUGCAAGUGGAGAACCCCGACGCCGACAACCAGACCUCGGCCGACGAGACCUUCACUGUGGGCCCCGGCCUGUACGUGGACGACGUGCUGCACAAGGUGCAGGUGGAGGUGACGGAGACCGGGACGGUGGCCGCGGCGGCGACCGCGCUGUCCAUCACCCGCGACGGCUCGCGGCCCGUCUUCCGCGCCGACCACCCCUUCCUGUUCUUCAUCCACCACCGGGCCACUCGUCUAGUCAUGUUCUGGGGCCGCGUCAUCAGACCGACGCCACAUACUGUGCGCCAGGCGCCGCAGCCGGCGGACGCAGCGGCCAACUCAUAAAUCGUGUCGGCCGGCGUUGACCCACUCGUUGUUCAAACUGCGUUGGCGUUGACAGGGAAGACUACCUCGUUAGUAGUUCCGUAAAGGACUAAUAAGAAAGCGGAUGCAUACGAUACAGUUUAACUGAAAAGUACUUCAGCAUCGAU